UGUCGGAAAAAAAACUGUCAAAGGGGAGUAACACACGUGCUGAAGGAAGCUGUUGAGAGAACAUGAAAGCUAAACUCUGACUGAAAAGACUUAAUAGCAACAUUUUGUGUUCCGUGUCCACCCGUUAACAGAGUCAGACGACACGGGUCCUCCCGGCUUCCCAGAGGCGCGCGCAGCAGGACAGCGGUUGGACAGUUUAACUAAGCCAGAAGGAGAUCAGCACUCGGGGCGAAGAGAGUUCUUGGUCUCUUCUUCCAGGGCCUGUGUGUGUGUGUAUAUGUAUAUUUGCUCGUUGCCUUAGCAGCUUGUUAAGUUUAUGUCUAUUAGACUGAAGGACUGGUGAGGGUUAUUUGACCAUCAUGGCGGACUACCUGAUCAGCGGGCAGACCGGUUACGUCCCUGAUGACGGGCUAACGGGACAGCAGCUGUUCAACGGAGGAGACGGGCUGACAUACAACGACUUCCUGAUUUUGCCAGGCUACAUUGACUUCACAGCAGAUCAAGUGGACCUGACCUCAGCACUCACCAAACAAAUCACCAUGAAAACUCCCCUCGUCUCCUCUCCAAUGGACACUGUCACAGAGGCCAGCAUGGCCAUCGCAAUGGCGCUAACGGGCGGUAUUGGCUUCAUCCACCACAACUGUACUCCAGAGUUCCAGGCCAAUGAAGUUCGCAAAGUCAAGCGUUACGAGCAGGGCUUCAUCACGGACCCUGUGGUGAUGAGCCCCAACAAGUGUGUACGGGACGUCUUCCAGGCCAAGGCUCGUCACGGCUUCUGCGGAAUCCCCAUCACAGACAACGGCAAAAUGGGCGGCAAGCUGGUGGGCAUCAUCUCUUCCAGAGACAUCGAUUUUCUGAAGGAGGAGGACCACGGCCUGCCACUGAGCGAGGUGAUGACAAAGCGAGAGGAUCUAGUGGUCGCCCCUGCUGGAGUGACGCUGAAAGAAGCCAAUGAAAUCCUCCAGAGGAGUAAGAAAGGUAAACUGCCUAUAGUGAAUGAAGAGGGCUCUCUGGUGUCCAUCAUCGCCCGCACAGACCUGAAGAAAAACAGAGACUUCCCUCUGGCUUCCAAAGACUCCCGCAAACAGCUGCUGUGUGGUGCUGCCAUCGGCACCCACAAUGACGACAAGUACCGACUGGACCUGCUGGCGCAGAGUGGGGUGGAUGUAAUUGUACUGGACUCAUCCCAGGGCAACUCAAUCUUCCAGAUCAAUAUGAUCAAAUAUAUAAAAGAAAAGUAUCCAAACCUACAGGUCAUCGGAGGCAAUGUGGUGACUGCAGCUCAGGCUAAGAACCUGAUUGAUGCAGGAGUGGAUGCGCUAAGAGUGGGUAUGGGCAGCGGCUCCAUCUGCAUCACACAGGAAGUGCUGGCGUGCGGCAGACCCCAGGCUACAGCCGUCUAUAAGGUAUCAGAGUACGCCCGGCGUUUCGGUGUGCCGGUCAUCGCUGAUGGCGGCAUCCAGACUGUCGGGCAAAUUGCCAAAGCCCUGGCACUGGGAGCAUCCACAGUGAUGAUGGGCUCUCUUCUGGCUGCCACCAGUGAAGCUCCUGGUGAAUAUUUCUUCUCUGACGGCAUCCGGUUGAAGAAAUACCGAGGGAUGGGCUCCUUGGAUGCCAUGGACAAAAACCUGGGCUCCCAGACCAGAUACUUCAGUGAGAGUGAUAAGAUUAAAGUUGCUCAGGGUGUUUCUGGAGCGGUGCAGGACAAAGGCUCAAUCCAUAAGUUUGUUCCCUACCUGCUGGCUGGCAUUCAGCACUCCUGUCAGGAUAUCGGAGCCAAGAGCCUUACACAGCUCAGAGCCAUGAUGUACUCUGGAGAUCUGAAAUUUGAAAAGAGGACAACGUCAGCUCAAAUGGAGGGUGGUGUCCAUAGCCUGCACAGUUAUGAGAAACGUCUGUUUUGAGAAGAAGCCAGCCAUUCAGCCUACAGAUGGAGAGUCCUUCCCACAGAAACAUUAUGCAAAUGCACAUGCCAGACCAUCCUAGAUUAAUACUCUACAUUUUCACAAUUAACUUUUCAUACAAAUUAGUCUGUCAAGAUUUGACACACACACACACACACACACACACACACCCCUAAGGAUCCAUCAGUCUUCCUGCCAGUGUCAUCUAUGCAUUGUCUGUUUAGCAAAGUCGUUUGUGUGAGUGAAGGAGAAGUAAGCAUUUAUCAAUCAGUGCACGUGUGGUUGAGUCCUCCUUUGCCUUUCAUGUUUGGAUAACAUAAAAUGUCUGGUGUGUCCAUUGUAAGACAAAAAAUUUGUCUAAUAAUAAAGCAUGUUUUUCCAAGAGCCGC
Messenger RNA from Micropterus salmoides (largemouth bass), 2293 nucleotides. It is a transcript of the gene impdh2, whose product is annotated as IMP (inosine 5'-monophosphate) dehydrogenase 2. Gene Ontology annotation, cellular component: cytoplasm. The coding region runs from base 360 to 1904 and encodes 514 amino acids. The transcript has 14 exons. The record is from RefSeq and is a predicted model, not a curated record. Lineage: Eukaryota; Metazoa; Chordata; Actinopteri; Centrarchiformes; Centrarchidae. Gene Ontology annotation, molecular function: IMP dehydrogenase activity. Gene Ontology annotation, biological process: GTP biosynthetic process.